This is a messenger RNA of Paramecium octaurelia, 1446 nucleotides long. Lineage: Eukaryota; Ciliophora; Oligohymenophorea; Peniculida; Parameciidae. The record is from the annotation of a GenBank genome assembly.
AUGAUUGAAGAAAGUUUUCUUCAGAAUGAAAAUGAAGACUUUGGUGAAUAACUCCUUGAGGAUUUUACAAUCAUCAAAAAAUUAGGAACAGGAGCAUUCAGCAAAGUCUAUAUGGUGGAAUAUCAGGAAUCAAUUUACGCCUUGAAAGUAUAGUUCAAAUUGUUAUAGGUUGUUGAUAAAUAAUCGGCUACUGGAAAUAAUAUUGUUGACAAGCUUAAUUAAGAAGCCUCCAUACUUAGCACUCUAGAGCAUCCAAAUAUUGUUUAAUACUACAAGACAAUUGAAUCAAAGAGAAAACUUUAUUUUCUGAUUGAAUACAUUGAAGGCAAAUCGCUUCAGGAGUGUAUUGAUUAAUCAUUGACUGACUCUUAAAUACGAUAAAUUAUAUAAUAAAUCAUAUAUGCUGUUGCAUAUAUUCAUAAAAAAGGUAUCAUUCAUAGAGAUCUCAAACCUGGUAUGAACAUGAUUAUAUUUAGAUAACAUUUUGAUUGAUAAAGAAUGGAAUGUGAAAAUAAUCGAUUUCGGAUUGAGUUUCAAAACAAUAAAAUCAACUACUCAUGAAACAUGUGGAACUUUAAUUUAUAUGGCACCAGAAGCAUUAAUGAAAAAGGAAUACUUCAAAUCAGUGGAUAUAUGGAGUCUUGGAAUUAUACAAUAUAUGAUGUUUGCAAACUGUCAUCCAUUUUGCACAGAUGAUACAAGAGAGACCUUCUUAAAGAAAAUGAAGACUCCUUAGAUUGCAUGCUAUCCCGAAAAUAUGAGCAAGUUUAAAAUUAGCAUAAUCAUAGAAUAGAGCGGCCAUUUCAUUUUUUGAAAAAACUGCAGCAUGGGAACCUGAGGCUCGUCUUACAGCUGAAUAAGCCCUAAUUCAUCCUUGGAUUAGCGGUGUGAAUAGUCAAAUGCCGAUGUCGUCGAAGGAUAUAAUCCAAACAUUUAAAUGUUAAAAUGAAUUCCAUCAAGUAUUUAAUUUCCGAACAUACAUAGAUGAUUAAAAUGUUGAUGAUACUAAAAUUGAUAUAGAAGGUUAGCUAAAAACGUGAUUCGUUAUAAACACAAUAGCUUAGAGCUCACUCUUAGUUUUAGCAUAACUUAAAACCUUUAGUUGUUACUUCAAGAAAUCCAAGUUCUUAAUAAAAGUUGAAAACAGAAUCUUAAUAGCUCCAGCCACCGUUGUCUGCCCACAGAACAACGCUAUCAAGAAUUCAGAGUAAUGCUUCUUUUCUUAGUUGUUCAGAUGUAUGAAUGCCUUAUAAUUAGUAACCAAGGGAGGAUGUGAGAUUGAAAUAAAUGAAGGGCAAGUAAUAGUAAUUUAAAUUACCUCCCAUAAACACUAAAUCCGCAAACAAUUCGCCUUAUAAUAGUAAAUCUCAGUAAAUGUUCACCUUCAGUCCAUAUAAGAAAGUACAAACAACUGUAGAGCUUAAGAAGUCAUAAUUUAAAUUAUGA